Molecule: messenger RNA, 774 nt
Organism: Bactrocera oleae (olive fruit fly)
Lineage: Eukaryota; Metazoa; Arthropoda; Insecta; Diptera; Tephritidae
Source: RefSeq, a predicted model, not a curated record
AUGAAUGUGGGCACAUCUUCAGAGCCACUCAUAGCCGUACCUCAGAUGGCCGUUAUAUACACUUACCCUUGCGACGAAAGGCAACCAAUUACUGCAGACGUUAAGAAAAUAUUUCGACAAAUAUUGAUAGACACACGACAUCGUAAAUGGCAACGAUGGCGUGAAUCACCAGAUGAACCUCUUCAAGUAUAUGAAUUGAAGACGGUAACUUAUGGAAUGGCUUGUAGCCCAUUCAACGCAAUACGCGCACUGCGUCAAUGUGCGAAUGACAAUUAUAAGGUCAUCUAUGACCCAAGCCGGGCUGCCGCAGCGCGUCAUAGUAUACUUUAUAAUUUCUACGUUGAUGACUAUUUGGAUAGCGUCGACAGCGACGAACUUUCCGCUACCCGAGCUCAAGACGUAGCAAUGGUUUUGAAACAAGGACAAUUAAUAUUGGGAAAGUGGAAUUCCAACUCUACACAUGUAUUAUCUACAAUAACCGGUACAACAGUUUCCGCAUCGGAACUGGAGUAAGACAACUCAACGACAAAGGUAUUGGGUCUUUACUGGGAUCCAGUGAGUGACGAACUCUUCUUCAAGGUAAGCAUGAUUGACGACACCUCAAUGCAUACUAAACGAAGGGUUUUGAGUGACGUGGCGAAAUUAUACGAUCCAACUAGCACCUGUAAUCGUGUUGGCCAAACUAUUCAUACAGGACUUAUGGAAAGCUGGUCUACCAUGGGAUGCCGAACUCCCAGCAGAGCUGCUCAAUACAUGGUUGAUAUUUCGGAAUAG